Molecule: messenger RNA, 3658 nt
Organism: Pomacea canaliculata
Lineage: Eukaryota; Metazoa; Mollusca; Gastropoda; Architaenioglossa; Ampullariidae
Product: prion-like-(Q/N-rich) domain-bearing protein 25
Exons: 9
Coding region: 125-664 (179 amino acids)
Source: RefSeq, a predicted model, not a curated record
CCACCAUGGUUACAGUGUGUGUCAACAUGUGUAGUUACUAGGGUGGAGGAAAUAAAAGACCACCAAGCUCCACCCCAAAGCCAGUCAGCGCCGGGCGACAUCAAGCAAGAGAAAGACAAGGACAAUGCAGGCGAUACUCCUAGUGACUGUCUUCUCCUGUCUUACUGUGGCUGCAAACGCAGCUGAUGUCAAAUUCGGAGCCGCAUGCCCUUCUGGGGACACCUGCACUGAUGCCAACACCGAAUGUUCAGGAACACCUCCAAAGUGUGUCUGCAGUAGUGGAUUUACUGCUGUUAGCGGAGUCUGCACUGCAAACGGAGCCCUGGGUACAGCUUGUUUAUCAGGUUCUACCUGCACUGGCGACACUUUAGUGUGUGAUUCAUCUGUGUGCAAGAAAAAAGUUGGACAGACCUGUACUGCUACCGCUGACUGUGUUGCACACUCGACCUGCUCCACCAACAAAUGCGCGUGUGAUAGCAACUACAACGCAGGACUGACUGGCAUGUGUGCUCAAGGAAGUGCACCUGGAACUGAAGUUGGAGCUGGAGCGACAUGCAAUGCUACUUGCACUGGUGCUAACUUUGAAUGUGUAGCAAGCAAGUGUACGUGCAAAGCUGGCUUCACUCUGUCUGGAAACUCUUGCAAGGAAGGAAAACCAGCGUGAGAGACAAGAAGAGGUGGCCUCGAGAAAAGUGCAAUACGGCCCUCAAGGCUGAUCCAGACUUGUGGUGUCCAGCAUUGCACUGACACGUCGGGGUAGUCCGUGGUGUACAGACGGCGUUGGCGUUGGCGCAGUUCGACUGACCUCCAUUGGUGUAUGCACAUGGGGAGUCAAGUGCCACGUUGCUCAAUAGAGCUGCAACAUUUCAAUAAUCAUGUGCCGUCAGUAAAUCCUUUCUCUUUUUUUCUUUCUUUAUUUUCCUCCUCUGUUCUGCUGUCUUUCUGCCAUCUCUGCUGGUGUGUGUGGGUGUGCGCGUGCACUAAUCAUUUUUUCUUUUAGCUUAGCAUUUACUUCUUGAUGAACAAAGUUUACUUAUGCUUAUCUCCAAUUAUUAUCAAAAUGAUGUGAUGUUGUCCUAUUAUAACAGCUCACAUCUUUUUUUCAUAAAUUUUGCAUUUAUUUUGUAAAUCUCUCGUAUCAAAAGAACUAACGUGAUAUAAGUCCCACAGCAGUAACAAUUAGAUACGAUCACAGCAAUCUAUUAUUCGAUAUAAGUUAUUAUUAAAUUUGAACAGUACACUGUACACAUGGUCAAGAGAUAACUAGGAAUAGAGCUAUAGCUAGUGUAACACUUGUUCCUCGUUGACGGAUUGAACUAACGCGGGGUCAAACGGACAUACGUGUGUGUAUGAAUGCGUGAGUGUGUGUGUGUGUGCACUUGCCAGCCUGUUUCCCAUAAAGCACUUUACUUAGUGUGUGAGUAUACACAGAUAAAUGUGUGUCUCUGUAAAUUGUAGACAACAUUAGAACGUUACUUUCUUUUUGGAGAUUGUUUUGUUUUUGCUGAGAGCAAUAGGAUAUGAUAGCAAAAGAUAGACAAGAGUAAGAAUUAUUUCCAAAAAAAGAAUUGACACAAAACGGAAGUCAUAGCAACAAAAACGGUUUCGCUAAAACAUAACUGAAACAUGUCUUUUUCGAUUAUAUAUUUUUUAUGAAUUGCAGUAUUCAUAAUAUUUUAAGUUCUUCUAUAUUUUAUAUUGUAAAAAGCACUAUCUACAUUACUUACAUCAAUCAAAAAUUUUAUUAUCUAGUGUGUUUAUAACCUUUCUCCACAUAAUAGUGGUCUAAUCUAUCCUGAAAUCGCCUUUAACACAAUAUUUUUACCUGGUAAAACUCAAAACUUACCACAUUUUCCUCCAUCAGGUUCGGUGUAUCCAGGUUUACAUUCACACUUCUUGCUUUUUGUUGAACAAACGGCGUUGACAUCCAAACAGUCACCAUUUGAUCCCUCUGCUGGUGUGCAGGCAGCUCCGAUUGGGGGUUUAGCAACUGUGUGAAUUUUUCAAGUUUUAAGGAUUAGUUUUGGGUGUUUGCUUUUCACUGUUUACAUCUCUAUUCGUCGUCGUCGUCGUCGUCAUCGUCGUCGUCAUCAUCAUCAUAAUCAUCAUCAUCAAUAAUAAUCAUUAAUCAUUAAUCAUCAUCAUAAUACCACACACACACACCACUGUACAGAUCCUCUUAUAUAUAUUUGUUAUCCCUUUUGCUUUGAGAAAUAAACAGGUGAGUGAUAGAUCCCAGGUAUUUGAAGCCAUUGUCACCAACAGUGACCAGUUCGACACCCGCACGGUGCAACAUUCUUUCCUCAUAAGACACAGAUGUUUAACUGCUUCAUAACACUUUCAUUGCCGAGGAAGGAAAACCAGCGUGAGAGACAAGAAGAGGUGGCCUCGAGAAAAGUGCAAUACCGCCCUCAAGCUCAGGUAGCUGGAGUGGGAGCUGGAGAGGCCUGCGACGCUACACACACGUGCACUGAUACUAACUCCGCCUGUCUAGCAGCCAAGUGUGCCUGCAAUGAUGGCUACACUCAGUCCGGCACAACUUGCAGUAAAAACGGAGGUGGUCGCCUGUCUGUUUCCUCUUGGUUCCUCGCUGGAAGUCUCAUCAUGCUUUUGAUGACACUGAGUCUGCAAUAAGAUACUGUCUGACCUGCUACUGAGACACAAGCACAGAAACUGGACUUGAUAUCAUCUUUGACUGAAACUUUUUAUAUUCUUUUAAUUUUUUCAGUAGAGGAAUUAGUAGGACAAAUUUAAAGUUGCAAGCCAACAAUAAAUUUCUUUUAAAGGGAUUCUGAGCUGUAUUUAAGAGAAAACAAAGAAAAAAAACCCAUUUGAAGUAGAUACUGAACUAAGAAGCAAAACUAUUGGAAAGAUGUUUGUGAAUAUAAAGAAAGGAAAAAGAAAACUAGUGAAAGACCAAGAGCAGCCAUGUUAUAUAUUGGAGAAUGAAGCCUACCGCACCCAGUUGUUGUAUAAAGGUUAAAGUCGGACUAAAGUUACAUGGGUUUCUCUAACAUUUGAAGUAAGCACUUUUUACCGUAUCCUGCACAAAAUUAUUAGUUAAAACAUUUUCUAUCAGUUAGUUUUAGUUUUCUUUUUAAUAUCUUUGCUUGUAAGUUUUGAUCCUUCCAGUUAAAAUUAGUUUCAUUUGAUGAACGAAUCAAGAUCGGUACUGAGUCCUUGGAGUAGAAUUUACUUUUCAUUGAGGUACUAAGUGAUGUGCACGUUUUUUCACUGUUAGUAUCCUUGUAUUCAGUAUUACAAUCCUCCUAAUCUUUAUCUCUGUUUUUCUUUUUAAGCUCUGGCUGUCUGUCUUUCUUUCUUUUUGACUCUCUUUCUCUCUCUCUCUCGCAUGUUCACAGUAUGAACCUGACGGUAAUCGCCGGGUGAAAGUUCAAGUCCCUCAGUGAAAAAAAACAUUAUACCUUCCGAGCCAUCGUUCGAUCUGAUAUUCUUUUUGCAACUUUUUUUGAACAGAUUACUAAGUCACGACUUAAAAUUGCUUUUGUUUAUUUUGAUUGUUUAUUGCAUAAUACAGCACCAUGCAUGUACUCUAAAGGUGCGUGUCUUUCUGUGACUUUUAUAAUUGUAAAAUUUACAUUCCGUCCAACAGCAUGUGAAUAAUUUAGUUUUCUUAUAAAUACUUUCUGCAAAACAA